AUGGUCAGGCAUUGGUUAGCUUUGCUUCCUUUAUUAUCUAUAGCGACAGCUGAAAUCACCAUUGGAGGAGAGUGCAUCACAAGUUUAUCUAAGUGGUAUGCCAAUAAUGCAGUGGAACAUGGAGAUGAUCCAACCAAAAAUUUGGUAGCAGUUUUCAAUGAUGGGAAAAAACAGUUCCUUCGACCGGAGCUCAGUAAAUCUUUCAAUUUUUUGUUUGAAGAAAACGUGUUUUCAUAUUACUAUCUUGGAGUGCAUAAUAUCAGCAUCAUACGAGUUUCUGCAUCAACCGUUUUUUCGGAUCAACAGUUCUGUUUGUAUUCUUAUCCCACUGCAAUCUACUCAAAGAUCACACUCAGCCAGCCAGAAUGUUUCUCGAAGAUGGGAUUAAGAGGAAAGUUUUUCCGAAUCUACUCUUCUCAUCAUAAGUUACCACACUUCGAUGAUGCAGCCGUUUCAUGCCAAGAUUUGAACCAUCUUUUAUCAUAUGGUAAUCCCGAGUUGUAUGCGGUUACUCCUCUUUCGGAGAGUAUGGCUACCAACGGGAAAAUAAUUAGUGAAGCUAGACCAUUGAGAUCGCCGUAUAAAUACGCAACACUCGUAGCACUCGCCUUUUUCGGCAUUGCUGUUGCUUUUUGGGUGAUUGCUUGCUACUCCUUGAAUAUGCAUUUCAAAGCCCGUGUUGUUGCGAAAUGUAGAGCCAUCGUUUUGAGAAUCAAGAGCAGCAUUAUGAAUGAAAUGACUGAAGCUCUGGGUACUGCAAGAGAAACAGGGUUUUCCCGAACUGGCACCACAUUGACAGGAGCAUCAGGAACAAGUACAGGAGCUAGUACUACUCAGGGAACGCGAACGGCUACCCGUACUUCUACAAAAACAAAAACUAGGAGUAGCGGAGGUUCCUUCUAG
Molecule: messenger RNA, 903 nt
Organism: Auanema sp. JU1783
Lineage: Eukaryota; Metazoa; Nematoda; Chromadorea; Rhabditida; Rhabditidae
Source: the annotation of a GenBank genome assembly